Molecule: messenger RNA, 2370 nt
Organism: Jatropha curcas
Lineage: Eukaryota; Viridiplantae; Streptophyta; Magnoliopsida; Malpighiales; Euphorbiaceae
Source: RefSeq, a predicted model, not a curated record
CCAAGCUCUACCCAUCUUCUGAUCUUCAUUUCUUCAGUUAGUACUUACUACUCUUUAGUCGCCUUACCGUUUAACCGUUUCCGAGUUCCGGCGACAACUGCCACGGCAACCAGAAAACGGAAUCAAAAAUAUGCUUUCACUUCUCAAACGCACCAAAAUUACGGCCUCCGUUUCCGCAAUCAAACACUUGUCCACUAAAGUCUUCAGUCUCUCUAUCCUCGCCAUUCCCAAACCGCCCAUUUCUGCACACCAAAGAAGAACUGUUGGUGUAGGGUUGGGUUUAGGGUUUAGUCGACAAGUAAGCGACAAGACCACUUCCGAUUACGACCACAUUAGGGCUAAUGUUAACUGCCCUAGAUGCUCCUCUCAAAUGCCUGUCCUCUUCUCGAACCGUCCGCUUUCAAUCACAGCCCGAGAAACUGGUAUUUACCAAGCCGUCAAUUUCUGCGCUAAUUGUAAGACAGCGUUCUAUUUUAGGCCGCUUAAGUUGGAGCCGUUACAGGGAAGUUUUAUCGAGCUUGGCAGGGUGAAGGGUUUAGACGAUGGUAGUAAUGGUAAUGUUGGUUGUAAGAGUGUGGAGGGGAUUAUCGAGAAAGAUGGUGAUAGAAUUGGAAAUUUGGAGGAAGUUUCUGAUGAUAUGAGGUUGGAGAAAAAGUUGCCCACACCUAAGGAGAUUUCUAAAGGGCUUGAUGAGUUUGUGAUUGGGCAGGAUAAAGCAAAAAAGGUUCUUUCUGUGGCAGUUUACAACCACUACAAAAGGAUUUAUCAUGCCUCCAGACAAAAAGAGUCACGAAUAGACUUCAGUUACAAUGAUCUUCAAAAUGAUGACAAUGAGUUUGUUGAGUUAGACAAGAGCAAUGUAUUAUUGAUGGGUCCCACUGGUUCAGGGAAGACAUUACUUGCAAAAACACUAGCUCGCAUUGUGAAUGUGCCUUUUGUAAUUGCUGAUGCAACAACACUAACACAGGCCGGUUAUGUCGGGGAAGAUGUGGAAUCUAUUUUAUAUAGGCUACUAGAGGCAUCUGAAUUUAAUGUGGAGGCAGCUCAGAGAGGAAUUGUCUACAUUGAUGAAGUUGAUAAAAUGACUAAAAAGGCAGAGAGUUCCAAUAUUGGCCGAGAUGUAUCCGGAGAGGGUGUUCAACAGGCAUUACUAAAAAUGCUGGAAGGAACUGUAGUAAAUGUUCCUGUUCCUGAUAAAGGACCUCGGAAGCAAUCUCGUGGUGAUACAAUUCAGAUGGACACAAAAGACAUCCUUUUCAUAUGUGGUGGCGCAUUUGUUAAUUUGGAGAAAACCAUUUCAGAAAGACGACAAGAUGCUUCCAUUGGCUUUGGAGCACCAGUUCGUGCAAACAUGAGGACUGGUGGAAUGACUGAUGCUGCUGUGACAUCAUCAUUGCUGGAAUCUGUAGAAAGUGGUGAUCUAAUCGCAUACGGCCUGAUUCCUGAAUUUGUUGGACGCUUCCCGAUAUUAGUGAGCUUAUCAGCAUUGAAUGAGGACCAACUGGUUCAGGUCCUUAUGGUGCCAAAAAAUGCUUUCGGAAAACAGUACAAGAAACAGUACAAGAAGAUGUUCAAUAUGAAUAAUGUCAAACUGCAUUUUACUGAGAAUUCGUUGAGAUUGAUUGCCAAGAAAGCAAUGGCUAAGAACACCGGUGCCCGAGGAUUGAGAGCUAUCUUAGAAAAUAUUCUUACAGAAGCAAUGUAUGAGGUGCCAGAGAACAAGACAGGAACCAAUUAUAUUACUGCAGUUUUGGUUGAUGAAGAGGCUGUUGGGUCAGUGGAUGCACCAGGAUGUGGAGCAAAAAUUCUUUAUGGGGAUGGUGCAAUUGGGUGUAAUUUUCACCAAAUGAAGUUAACAAAUUCUAAGGAUAAUAGUCGGGUUGCAGAAGGAGUCAUCGGAGUGUGAACCAGAGUUUCAAUCGAGAGCCCUAUGCCUGUAACUAAUUAGCUAGCCUGUGUAUAUUAUGUCUACAUGUAUACUUUACAUGAUAUGAUUGCAACGCAAAAGCCUAGCAAGUUCGUAUUAGUUAUGCUCGCUUUCUGCAAGUGAAAACCAAAAACCAAGUUUAGUUUGACAGUGAAUGAAGUCAUGAUAAUGAUUGUGGAUUGGUUCAUCAAUGGAGAUGCAGCUGGGGAGAAUUGGGAGCUGGCCCUCGAUACUAACUCAAGUAGCUAGACUCAACAUCAAAGAGAAAAUUUCAGAUCGGAAGCAGAACAACAGAACUUCCCAACCCUUCUUCAUUAGUUGAUGGCACUGAAAUAUAAACCUAGAUAUUGCAACUUCUUAUCCAGGUUUAAGCAACAUUUUUCACGGUACAUUGAAAGAAUUUUCCCGAGUUUGCCUCAAAUAAUCAUUGACGUUUUGUAGUA